Notodromas monacha is the source of this 717-nucleotide messenger RNA. Lineage: Eukaryota; Metazoa; Arthropoda; Ostracoda; Podocopida; Cyprididae. The record is from the annotation of a GenBank genome assembly.
GUGAAGGAGGCGACGACUAAAUCGCUGAGCAUCCCGCAAAGAAUUUUGCUCUGGUUGUCUGACACGGUUUCCUCGGCGUCCAGCAAAUGGUUCACGCACAUUCUUCUCAUGUUGUCCCUGUUCUUGUAUGCAGCUUUCGGCGGAUUCAUCUUCAAAGUAGGUGACAUGAAUAUUUUGAAUCAUUGUCCUUCGACCCUCGAAGGUCCGCACGAAGAAAAUACCAAAAUAGACGUGGAACAGACUCAAGACCGGGUGUUGACGGAGUUGUGGCGGCAAGCAGGUGCGUCUAGUUCAGUGCAGGAGUUCAAAAACAAUUCUCUGGGACAACUGGAGAUUCUGCAGCAAGUGCUGUACCUUGCCUAUGACCAAGGUAUCACCAAGGGAUUCGGCAAAAGGAGCUGGACUUUCUGGGGAUCCACCUUUUACAGUGGAACGAUCAUCACGACAAUCGGCUAUGGACACAUUGCGCCAGUGACGAGCCUCGGGCGAAUCGUGACAAUUAUUUAUGCACUGUUCGGCAUUCCAAUCCUGCUCAUGUCACUGGCAGAUUUCGGCAAACUUUUCACUCGAAUGGUGAAAGCGGGAUUGGCUUUCUUCCGCCGACUCUACUACACCGGCACUUGCAAACGCGCCCGACGAACGGCGCCACUAAAAAAGAAGGUGACGAGGAACGAGAGACAUUCUUUCCUGGAGUCGAGGAACGAUUCGUCUCGCUAA